This is a messenger RNA of Anopheles moucheti, 2655 nucleotides long. RefSeq names its product ovarian-specific serine/threonine-protein kinase Lok (gene lok). Gene Ontology annotation, cellular component: cytoplasm; nucleus. The record is from RefSeq and is a predicted model, not a curated record. Gene Ontology annotation, molecular function: ATP binding; protein serine/threonine kinase activity; protein binding. NCBI's taxonomy places the organism in Eukaryota, Metazoa, Arthropoda, Insecta, Diptera, Culicidae. The transcript is spliced from 5 exons. Gene Ontology annotation, biological process: mitotic DNA damage checkpoint signaling; protein phosphorylation. The coding region runs from base 634 to 2118 and encodes 494 amino acids.
GAUUGUUUAUGCCCAAGUGUCGAACUCUUCCUGGUUGCUGUAUCAUUUCGUCGAAUUGAGCAAAUUUGAAGCGCUGCGUUUUAUAUCAUACAGUUGGAAAACAAAACAAACACUCGCGUUGAUAGUGUGAAAAUAACCGUUCCACGAUCUCACCAAAAAUAAUGUGAUAAAAUACAAGAAACUGCAACGUUGGCCGUUUUCAAAGGCAUACUGCUAUCCUGGUUCGCUCGCCGACAAACACGUGCGGUGGAGAAAGGAUAACAGGCACAGAAAACAAUCACCGUCCUGUAUACACACACAUGCAUAGGCACAUUGGGCUUAAACAGCGCCGAAUCCUCCAUCGCGAUCGUGUGUUUCCAGCGCAGAAACAUAAAACAUAUUAACUGAGCUAUGUCGUAGCACCCUUUGAAUCGUUGUUGUUGGAAGAUUCCGGUGUACGACCAUUCCUUGUUGCACAGUGCAUGUUAUGUUGUUUGCAUUGUAAAGUGUUUGUUUCUACUCGCCGGCACUAUAUGAGAUUCAGCGUUGUGCGCACCACAAGGACGCAGAAGACAAGGAGCCGUGAAGAUAGUGAUUCGCCAACAUCCGGCACCCGAUCAGCAGCAACAUCACAGAGAACGCAAAACAUCAAUCAUGGCAAACAGUGAAGCAAUGCCAGAUACCCAAACGGCCACACAAAUGACGCAGGAUACGGCGCUGGAAAGUCAACCGAUCGAACAUCCCAGCUAUGGCCAGCUGCUGGGAAAGCAUGUGAAAACGAAAAGCCUCGGUACUAAAUAUCCUCUGUUCUACGUUUCUCGUGCUCCGUCUACCAUUUACGAGCUGCGCCGCAGUGAGUUUAAGGUCGGUCGAGAUGAGACGUGCGAUCUUAUGCUGGCAGAGAUCAAUCUUCCUGCCUCCAAGUUGUGUCGCGUUUCAAAGGUACACUUCACGAUCAGGAAGGAUCUGAACGACAUCACGAGCCCUACAUACAUACAUGACCAUUCGCGCAACGGAACGUACGUAAAUGGCAAACUCAUAGGCGCAAACAAAUGCAUGAUCCUGAAGCACGACGAUGUAAUCUCAAUCGCCGGUGUCAAUAUCCGUGCGUUCGUGUAUUACGAUCUGCGGCACAACGUUUUAGUGGAUAUCAAAGCGAAAGAGCUGCUCGAUCGGUACCACAUCGGCCGGAAGCUUGGUUCGGGCGCGUGUGGAACGGUUUAUCUGCUGCAUGAUACCGUUUCCUGCCAACCGUACGCCAUGAAGCACGUUGCGAAAGAUCCACUAAAUGAGCGUAGCCGGCCAAAGUUCCUACAUGAUCCGCUGCGGGUAAUGAAUGAGGUUAACAUAAUGAAAAACCUGGACCAUCCCUGCGUGAUCAAAAUGCACGACAUCGUGGAUAAACCCGACUCGGUGUACAUGGUGCUGGAAUACAUGAAGGGUGGUGAUCUGCUCUCGCGCAUUAUCGACAACAAAUAUUUGCCGGAAAAGACGGCCAAACUGUUCUUUCUCCAGAUGUGCCAUGCCGUAAAGUACCUGCACGAGCAAGGAAUAACCCACCGUGACCUGAAACCGGACAACAUCCUGCUCGAGGAUGAGAAUGAGUACACGCUGCUAAAAGUAUCCGACUUUGGCCUGAGCAAGUUUGUACGCAAAAAUUCGGUCAUGCGUACUAUCUGCGGUACACCACUGUACGUAGCACCGGAAGUGCUUCAAACCGGUGGACGUGGUUCGUACACCCGCAAAGUAGAUAUCUGGAGCCUGGGGGUCGUACUAUUCACGAUGCUCAGCGGUACGCUACCCUUUUCCGACGAUUACGGAUCCCCGGCGGUGGAGCAGAUCAAGCGGGCAAACUUUCAGAUGCGUCACACCGUGUGGAAGAAAGUGUCACCGCUAGCGAAGAAGCUGAUCUACGAAAUUUUAAGUGUUAAUCCCAACUCACGCCCGACGAUUGAACAGCUGCUCCGUAGUACCUGGUUGCGCGAUCCGGACGUUGUACGCCGGGCGGAACGGUUGAUGAAGAUACCGUUGACGGCGGCAGAACCGACACCCCAGCGAAACACCGCAUCGGACGUGGAGAACAACAAUACGAGCCCGGUCAGCAGCUUUGCCCCGCCGAGCAAGCGGAAACGGUUAUAGGUAACAGUCUCUUUUUCCUAGCCGGAAAGAGAAGAUCGGUUUUUUAUUUGUUUGUUAAGACCCGUUACGAUCGCAGAACGGCCAGCUUUUCCGAUAGAAAAGUCGUGGUAUGUAUUUGUGAGAAUAUUUUUUUAUUAUUAAUUGGUAUGCUGCCCUUGGCUAUGCAAACUGUCUGUCGAAGGUAUUAAGCAAUCAGGCAGGGUUCUGCAUAUGCUUUCGCGUGUUUCCCUACACAAAACCAAGAAAAACCAAGGAUGAAGGUUGUGACAUCGAGCCAGACUAAUCGGUAAAUGAUCCGUGUUGCAUUUAUUCGGUAUAAUUUACUUACCCACCGCCCGUCCAUACGAUUGCGUACAGCUUUCAUGCAUUUCUUUUAGAGGAAAGAGCAGGAACUAGAACGAAAAAGUUUAAUACUUUAUCUAAAAUACUUAAAGCAAGGGAAACCGCGUCGUUGUUUGAAGAGAUUAAAUUUUAAUGUAUUUUGCGGUAUGCAUCUUUAUAACGUGCGAUAGAUUUGUAUUACACCAUUUAAGUGAA